AUGCUGCCCUCCGAACCUCAUUACUCUCGAAACUCCUGUCAGAUCAACAAUCUCACGCCGCUAUCACCACCACCCACAUUACUUCUUGGAGUAUGGACCAUGCUUAACUGCCAUCUGUGCUUUGCUGGCAGCAGUUGUCUUUCCCCAGAGAUACCCCAAUCCGCAACAGGCCUUGCCCACCAGGCGGCCCGCGACGUCUUUCACCAUCCUCUUAGCUCCUCCCUCGAAGACCUCCGCCGCCAGCAACGCCUCAUCGUCCGCGCCAACAGACGGCGCCGCGUCCGUCUGCCCACCGGCCGCGUGUCGCCACCACUGCACGUAUCUGUCUGCCGAAGGCUCGAGAACGUCCAUCCUGCAUCCAUUGAUGCCGCGUUAGCUGCGAAGAGAAGACGACAGGACAUGCGCCUGCGCAGGUACCUGACGAACGAGGCGCGCCCGCAGAAGCCCAUUGUCACGCCCCAGACGACUGAAUCAGUAGUGAAGCCGACUGUUGACCUUGCGACGCACCCUCAAGAGCCGACAAUGCACUUCUCAGGCCAGAAAUCUCAGAAUGCCCCACCAGUUCCUCCGCGCAACCCAGGUCGAACCUCUAAAAAGCUCUGCGACAAGGUCAGCCUGAGAAUACUGGCCAUACGCAGCGGAAGCACCAUCGCCAUGAUGUACGACAUGUACGGCAAUCAGAUCUCACGUCACAAGACGGGACCGCACCCGUACCAAAUUUCGCAAACCGGCCGGCAGUCGAGCUCCCUACGCAGUCCAAUCAUAUUCAAAAUGCCACUCCCACAAAACCGACGGGCCUGCGUCAAAGACACAAUCGGCACUCCAGAUCACCGCCUAUAG
Verticillium nonalfalfae is the source of this 840-nucleotide messenger RNA. RefSeq lists its product as uncharacterized. The record is from RefSeq and is a predicted model, not a curated record. Bases 1 to 840 code for a protein of 279 amino acids. The transcript is spliced from 2 exons. Lineage: Eukaryota; Fungi; Ascomycota; Sordariomycetes; Glomerellales; Plectosphaerellaceae.